Molecule: messenger RNA, 2000 nt
Organism: Cuscuta campestris
Lineage: Eukaryota; Viridiplantae; Streptophyta; Magnoliopsida; Solanales; Convolvulaceae
Source: the annotation of a GenBank genome assembly
CAGAUUCCAGUUUCUACCCUUCAGAGUCCCUAAUUUCAUUUUUGGGGUUAUCCGUUAUCAUUUACCAAAACCCCUCAUCCACACCAAUCAGUCCCGACCUUGCGCUUUCCCUUGUCAUGGCCGGAAGGAAGAGACGGCGCUUGAGAUCAUUAGUGGAGGCAGCCACCGUGGAAAGAGCAGGAGUUGGGGGAGUUCACGAGAAUGAACACUCUUUGCAACACGUGGGGUUUGAACUUCCAAGAGAGCUUCUGGAAAUAAUUAUCGGUCACUUGAACUUGGCGGAUAACGUCCGUGCUUCUGCUGUUUGCAAACUAUGGCAUUCUGUGGCCCACUCUGUCCGGGUUUCCAACAGACCCCCUUGGCUUAUGUUUCUCCCAAAGUUUGGUGACUUGGUAGAAUUCUAUGACCCUUCAUUGCGCAAAACUUAUGCUGUUGAGUUGCCUGAGUUGCGUUCCUCAAGGCUUUGCUACACCAAGGAGGGAUGGUUGCUACUGUACAAGCCCAGAACACAACAUGUUCUUUUCUUCAAUCCUUACUCUCGACAGUUAAUCAGCUUACCCAAAUUAGAUAUGGCAUAUCAAAUUGUUGCAUUCUCUGCUGCUCCUACGUCUCCCAAGUGCAUUGUAUUUACUGUUAAGCAUAUCAGUCCCACUUUGGUUGCUAUUAGCACCUGUUUCCCUGGAGCAACUGAAUGGACAACCGAGCAUUACCAGAACCGCCUGCCGUUUGUGAGCAGUAUAUGGAAUAAAUUGGUUUUCUGCAACGGUCUGUUCUAUUGUCUGAGUUUGACAGGAUGGCUAGGGGUUUAUAACCCAGAUGAGCAUUCUUGGGUUGUUCGAGUUGUUCCUCCGCCGAGAUGCCCGGAGAAUUUCUUUGUCAAGAACUGGUGGAAGGGGAAAUUCAUGGCUGAACAUGAUGGGGACAUUUAUGUCAUAUAUACUUGCUCUAGUGCCAACCCGGUGAUAUACAAGUUAGACCAAGUUAAUAGAGUGUGGGUAGGGGUGCAAACACUUAAUGGUUUGACACUGUUUGCAAGUUUCUUGUCAUCCCAAGCAAGGUCAGAUAUCCUUGGGUUGAUGCGGAAUAGCGUUUACUUCUCUAAAGUUCGUUUCUAUGGGCGGCGAUGCAUAUCGUUCUCUCUGGACCACGACAGGUACUAUCCCCGAAAACAGUGCCAUGAUUGGGGGGAACAAGAUCCAUUUGAGAGCAUCUGGAUUGAACCACCCGAAGACCUUUCAGCCUUUGAUUGAGCAACUUGUUGGCACAGGUACAGACGUAUUUAUGUGAUGCUUGAUAAUUAUGAAGGGCUUUCUUUUCCACAUGCAUUUCUACGUCAACAUUCCACACUCAAGGACUUUGCAUUCUCACGGAAAUCAAACAGGAAAGCGGAGAUGUAAUUGGCAUGAAUGAAGGUGUUCUUGAGAUAUUUAAUGCAGCGAAGAACAUGGGCUUGAAACCUUGUUGCAGGUCUGUACUCUGAUUUGGUUUGCCAUUUUAAGCUUGCCUCUUGCAACCAGCACGUACAGCAAUGCAUAUCUUGUGAUAACAUAUUGGCAAGAUUGAUGGAUUAGGGAAGAGGACGAGGGCGCUCAUUGGAUCUUACCGAUGAAUAUUGCAAUGACCUAGCAUAGCAUCAAACGAACCAUUUCGUGUUGAAGGUAGCUAAGCAUAUGUGGGGGACAAGAUCCACUCAAAAGGAUGAACCUUCGCCCGGACAAUAUACUUGAGAGGAGAUAAAUGAAGCUUUAAUCUCAAGUGAGCAAUGAAUGAGAUAUGUCACCAAUCCCAACAAAGGAUAUCUAUGUAGAGCACAAAUUACUUCAUACUUGUCUUCGGUAGGGGUCAAACCCAACUAUUAUGCCAUUUCACACUCCCUAUUGACCACUUAUGCAAUGUUCGCUGAAUGGAUGAGAUCUUAUCGAAGUGUCAAUGGUAAAGGAGAAAAGGUUAGAGAACAUUUAAGUAGAGGGUAGAAUUGUCAAUAAGGGCAUUGGAGCAAU